AUGGUAUCUUUCACCAGCCCCGGUGCUAGUCAUCGGCAGAAUCUGGUCAAGUUUGGCUUUUCUAUUCUUGCCCUGGCGGCCACUCUUCAGGCGGUCUCUGCUGCAUCUAUUCACAAUUUGCAUCGCCAUAGAGAUCUUCACGUCGAAGUGGACGCAGAAAACACCACUCUUGGUGUCGACGCAGAAGGCACUUUUGGAGUCGACGCAGAAGUCGACGUUAAUGAUAAUACUCCUUCGUCUUACUGGCUUGAGACUAUCGAGAAGAGGGGUGUCGCCACUUUCAACAAUGCUUCAUCCACAUACAAAGUCUUCAGGAACGUCCGUGACUAUGGUGCCAAAGGUGAUGGAGUAACUGAUGACACAAAUGCUAUCAACGCUGCCAUCCAGGAAGGUGCCCGCUGCAUGGGCGGAACCUGCGACUCCUCAACUGUCACUCCCGCUGUAGUUUACUUCCCACCUGGAACAUACUCCAUUUCUAGCCCUAUCAUUGCAGUCUACUAUUCCCAACUCAUUGGUGACCCAACCAACCGUCCCACCAUCAAGGGUACUGCCAACUUCACUGGUCUCGCCCUCGUUGAUGCUGAUCCGUAUAUUCCUGAGGGCUACGGUGCCCAGUGGUACACCAACCAGAACAACUUCUUCCGCAUCGUCCGUAACUUUAUCCUCGAUACUACUGGUAUGACAUCCGUCGAGGUGCCUACCGGUAUCCAUUGGCAGGUUGCGCAGGCAACCACUCUGCAGAACAUCCACUUUGAAGGUUCUCAGAACGAGACCAGGAAGGACCGUGGUAUCUUCAUGGAGAAUGGGUCUGGCGGGUUUAUGAGCGAUCUCUCCUUCAACGGUGGUAACGAGUGUGCGUUCAUGGGAAACCAACAGUUCAUGACCCGUAACUUCACCUUUACCAACUGCAAGACUGCAAUCAUGAUGGCCUGGAACUGGCAAUGGACCUUCAAGUCCGUCAACAUCCAGGACUGCGGUGUUGGUAUCGAUAUCUCGUCUGUGGAUGCAAAAACCGGAUCGGCAACUCUUGGCUCGAUGAUUGUUCUUGACUCGUCUAUCUCCAACACCCCAAUCGGUAUCCGCACAAACAAGACCUCGAUAUCCACCCUAGAUGCUGCGGGCACGGUCAUUCUCGAUAACGUCCAGCUCACCAAUGUCCCCAAGGCUGUUUUCAACAUCGGUAACAAUGCUACCAUUCUUUCCGGAGAAGGCGAUAAUACCAUCGACUUCUGGGGCCAGGGCAGAGACUACUCUGGUGGAAACGGCACUGUUACUUCGGUCCAGGGAGUUCUUACCCGUAACGUUGAAAAGCCUGCAACGCUUCUUAUCUCUGGCUCAGAGACCAUCUUCGAGCGCACAAGACCCCAGUACGAGGAUGAGGAUGUUUCAAACUUUGUCUCCGUCAAGGGACUUGGUGCCAAGGGUGAUGGUGUGACUGAUGAUACCGAAGUCCUCAGGGCUGCUUUCAAGGACAACGCGGACUCAGGGAAGAUCAUCUACUUUGACCACGGAGUGUACAUUGUCUCUGACACUGUCUUCGUUCCCACUGGAACUCGUGUCGUUGGUGAGGCUUGGUCUGUCAUUAUGGCCAAUGGUGCUGCUUUCAAAGACGUCAACAACCCCAUCCCUGUCUUUCAAGUUGGAAACCCUGGCGAUGUCGGUACAGUUGAGAUGUCUGAUCUCCUCUUCCAGACCAAGGGUCCUCAAGUUGGUGCAGUGCUCCUUGAGUGGAACUCCGCCGACCCAGAAGGCGAACAAGGUGUCAACGCCAUGUGGGACGUCCAUUUCCGUGUUGGUGGCUCCGCUGGUACCGACUUGAACAACGCUGAAUGUCUGGCAAACGAGCUUGGUGCUGGAACUGGAAACGGUACCGCCCGUAUCACCACACCAAACACAAGCUGCUUUGCCGCUUUCAUGCUGAUGCACAUUGGAAAGACUGCUAGUGUCUACAUGGAGAACGUCUGGGCGUGGACCAGUGAUCAUGCUCUCGAUGCCCCAUUCAACCGUGUCACCCUCUACAACGCCCGUGGUAUCUAUGCCGAGAGCGAGGUUGGCCCAGUCUGGAUGUACGGUGUCGCAUCAGAGCACAAUGUCCUCUACCAGUACCAGUUCCAGAACACCAGCAACGUCUUCAUGGCUGUCGGCCAGACCGAGACUCCCUACUAUCAGUCCAAUCCUGUCGCCACUGGUAUCUUCCCCGUCGACAAUGAGUUCAACGACCCUACCUACGAGACCUGCACCACUGCCUCCUGCCGCAAGUCAUGGGGUCUCAGAAUCCUUGAGUCCUCGGACAUGCUCGUGUACGGCGCGGGACUCUACUCCUUCUUUGAGGACUACAGCACAAACUGUAGCAGCAGGGCUGGGGGCUCAAACUGCCAGGAGAACAUGUUGGAGAUCCAGGGCAGCAGCUCCAUCAGUUUGAUGAACAUCAACACCAUUGGUGUCGUCAACAUGGUCACGCUGGAUGGAAAGCCGGCUGUUCAGGCGUCAGAUAACAGGAACUCCAUGGCGGAUACCUUUAUCAGGUUCGAUGUGGUUUAA
Morchella sextelata is the source of this 2541-nucleotide messenger RNA. RefSeq lists its product as uncharacterized. Gene Ontology annotation, molecular function: polygalacturonase activity. The record is from RefSeq and is a predicted model, not a curated record. The coding region runs from base 1 to 2541 and encodes 846 amino acids. The transcript has 3 exons. NCBI's taxonomy places the organism in Eukaryota, Fungi, Ascomycota, Pezizomycetes, Pezizales, Morchellaceae.